UUGAAAACCUGUGUUUAUAUUUGUGUAAUAAAUUAAAAGUUGCCUCCCAAAUUUAAAUAUAUAAAACUCUUAUAAAAACGUGAGAGAAUUUUCGAAUAAAGCUCGUCAGAAAUGCACUUAAAGGAUUAAAAGUGACGCACAUUAUUGACACAAUUAGUUUUUGUUUUCUGUUUUGUUGAUCCGGAUUGGCGUGCAUCAAAAUGCAAGAGAAAAACUGAAAUUGUUUGCCCAACAACAGCAGCUGCAGGGCUUGAGCACAGGAAUGUUGACAUACUGUAGCUGCAGUCGACACAAGUACGAUAUAGUGGCAAUGCGCCAAUGAUAAGGCUACCGAAAAUCAGUGCUCUCUGUAUUGUUACCAGGUAGUGAAACCUCUGCUUCAAUUCGUAACUGGGGCACAAGAAAAAGAACUCGAGUUCUUUAAAUUAACAGAAACCAUUCGUAAAUUGAACGAAGAUAAAGCUGCACUUGAAAAAAAAAAUAAGGAAUUAGAAUUGCAACGUGAAUUAUUGAUAUCAUGUAAACUAAAUAUGGAAAAUUUAAAGGCUACCCAGUGCACUGAUGCAACCGAGAAGCCUGAUUCCAAAAAUGCAAAUACAUUUUCUGUAAAGGUUCAAGAAGACAAUUCAAAUAUGUCUAGUUGUUUAGAUAAGAAAACUGGAAUUCAAGAGAUGAGAGUUUCCCAUGUUCAGACAUUCCCAGUAUCUUGCGACUCCGACUUGGUCGGUUCUGGAUGGACAGUUAUUCAGAGGCGCAAGGAUGCUAGCGAAAGCUUUAAUCGAGGCUGGACUGACUAUCGCAGGGGUUUCGGAAAUCUAGAGAACAAUUUCUUCAUUGGACUCGAAAAGCUUUAUCUAUUAACCAGUCAAAAGCCCCAUGAACUUUACAUAUAUUUGAAGAGCUCGGAUAAUGAAGUUCGACAUGUUAAAUAUUCUCUGUUUAAAAUUGCUGGCGAAUCUGAGAAUUACAAACUAUUGUCGGUUGGAAUUCCUUCGGGCAAUGCUGAAGAUUCCAUGGCUGUUCAUGUAGGUAUGAUGUUCUCUACCUAUGAUCGGGAUAAUGAUAAGACGGGUGAUAAUUGUGCCUCCGAUUGGAACUCUGGCUGGUGGUUCAACUCUUGCUUUCAUGGAAAUCUUAAUGGGAUUUAUAAAGAUAAUGUAACAAAUCUAGAAAAUGGAAUUAAGUGGAACUCAUGGGACACUGAAAAGGAAUUCAUUUUUGUGCAAAUGAUGAUUAGACCAAUAGUCAAUUGAUUGAUUGACUCUAUUUCAAAAUAAAGACGAUGGUUUUCACUGGCAUUUCAAUCAAAUUUUGUUAUAAAAUGUUUCUUCUCUUUAAAAUAUUGUUAAUGAUAAUUUCAAUAAUCUACGAUCAAUUGCUUACAAUAUUGUUAAGUCUUUUGACUUUUUAUGUUUGUGCUGUUUACAAUUCAACUAAACUGAAUGUUGCAAAUUA
Molecule: messenger RNA, 1455 nt
Organism: Drosophila nasuta
Lineage: Eukaryota; Metazoa; Arthropoda; Insecta; Diptera; Drosophilidae
Product: fibrinogen-like protein 1
Exons: 4
Coding region: 531-1253 (240 amino acids)
Source: RefSeq, a predicted model, not a curated record